This is a messenger RNA of Bufo bufo (common toad), 502 nucleotides long. RefSeq names its product calpain-13-like. The transcript has 6 exons. Lineage: Eukaryota; Metazoa; Chordata; Amphibia; Anura; Bufonidae. Gene Ontology annotation, molecular function: calcium ion binding. The coding region runs from base 76 to 360 and encodes 94 amino acids. The record is from RefSeq and is a predicted model, not a curated record.
UUAACCAAACUGCAGCUGAACGCUAAUGGAAGACUGAGCCUCAGUGAAUCUGGCCGCCUAUGGAAACGGCUGAAUAUGUGUAAGGAUUGGUUCCGUACCAUUGAUGUGAAUCGGACAGGAUACCUUGAUAGAUUUGGCUUUGCAAAAGCCAUUAAAACAGCAGGUCUGCUGGUUAGUGACACGGUGCUGAACAUCAUGGUCAUGAGAUACGGAAACUACGCACAGAAGCUGAGCUUUGCGGACUUUGUCUGCUGUAUGAUCCGACUGGAGACUGUGACAAAAGUCUUCAGGAGCUUAAAGAAUGGAGCGGGAGUCUACCUGAGCGCAGAGGAGUGGAUGCAAAUUAUUAUGUCCAGCUGAUCAAGGAGGCAGGAGAUGACUAUCCACAACAAAUCCAUGUUGGUGACUUGCCUGCACAGCUUUUCUUCCGAUUCUUUAUGCUUGAGACUGAUGAUGUUUCGCUGUAGUUUAAAUUCCUUUCUUCCUUUUAUAAUGUGUGAUA